AUGGCGGAUCAGGAGGACGCGAUGUAUUCAAGCGCCGGCCGCAGAGACGAUUCUCCUAUCGACGGAGACCCCAGAAAUGAACGGGAAGGGAGCAGAGAAAGCGACCACGACGACAGAGAUAGACGGCGAAGAGGCGGUGGUUAUGAGAGGGAUUUACGACGCGAAAAUAGACGGUACGCUCCGUAUCCUUCGGCAGAUGAAAGGUCGAAUUCUAGGCGACAGUCUGGAAGCGGCGGAAAGGAGUGUCGUGUAUACGUGUGGAAUCUCCCGUACUCUGUAAAAUGGCAGGAUUUAAAGGACUUUAUGAAGAAAGGUAAUUCUGCUGUUAAGGACUAAUAUUACGUGUAAAAAACGAAAAACUACUACAACAGUUGAGUUCACGCAUGCAGCUGCUGGCUCGACGCUACUCACUUGAAGCGAAAACUUUGUUAGGCAGUAAAGUAGAAGAAGACUCACAAAAACAAUAAGGCGUCCACAAACCCUAGAUCAGACUGGAUGGCAUCAAUUUCUGUAACUCACUUGCUAUAAAUUAAUUAAACAUAUAAUUAAAACCGCUUCCUCGUGCAUGUCCCGCCUUGGCCAGAUAAACCGUGUCAAGCAUGUCUUCGACAAACGUACACUUUUGAUGAUUAUUAAUUCCUUAGUUUUUAGCAGGUUAUUUUAUUGCUCCAAUGUUUGGUCAAAUACCUCNUAAAUUGACUAAAUGAUGAGGAUAAGGUUACGGUGCAGUGGUUUAUCUGAUCCGAUCUCGUCUGAUCCAUGGUUUGUCAAGGACCAUAACAACAUUAAUUAUUUAUUGUAAGCUAACUAUUACGAUUAGCUUAGAUUUUAAAGUUUCUUGUUUUUAUUUUCCACAGUCUCAAAAGUUAGAGUGUCAGACUAAAUUAAAACACUUAGUAAAUAACAUUGGUGGUUAGGUGCCAACAGAGGUAGUAACAUAGGAGAGCAGGAGUGCUAAGUACCAUUUACAUAAACCAUGUAGUUUGAAAUUCUAGGCAUAAACAUUUAACAAUUAAAUUUGAUAUCAUGGGAAGGACCCAGUACAAAUUAUAUCCAAACCAGGUGAAAAGAUAUUCAUCUUCUCAUCUUUCCUCUCCUCUAUUUCCCAAAUGGUACGGUCAUCGCCGUUUGAUUUUUCAACCAAAUUUCCAGUUUUCUCAUGUAAAUGUUAAGUAACCCAGAAAACCUCUCAGCUUCAAGGAGGUCACCAUGGCAACCAUACCACAAAACAUGAAGAACUGCGAAAUACAAAUUUUAAAUGAAGAUAAGAUAUAAUAUCUUCCCUUUAAAAUACCAUGAAACGGCUAAGCAAAUUGAGCAAAAGCAUAUGGCAGUGCCCCUACAAACCUCCCUUGAGUGAAAGGGUUGAAUUGCUUUACGUUGUUUGUUAUUUUUUUUUGGUAGUUGGUGAUGUUGGAUAUGUAGAUAUCAUAGAGGACAGUCAUGGAAAAUCAAAGGUAAAGUUCUGGUCUUUGGUUUCACUUACUCUCUGUAUAGUUGUACUGGUAAAUUCUGGGAUAGAAUUUAUGAGAUCCCGUAAGUCAAAUUGUUGGAAACUAACAAAGAAACAUCACAGUUUUUGCAUGAAAAUUUUUUUAGAAAAUUAGUUUGUGAACAUAAACAUACCUAAGCCUGAACAUUGGAACUAGCAACAUAUUUACAAUAGUGGAAUUAGAAAAUACUUUAGAGGACUAAUAUCUAAUUCAGGAAGGAGUAUCUGCUCUAUAAUAUUUCUUGUUGUUUUAGAACUAAUAGUUUUAGACACCAACUGUGGCUUACAGAAUAAUAAUCAUUAUAUUGUUAUUUAUAGUGUCAGUAAUAGUUAUUUUUUUGUAUUUUUGUAUUUUGUAUUCAUAAUUUUUCUCAGUUUUUAAUUUUUGUUAACUCCCUCUUUUUUGUUCUCUUUUCAGGGAUGUGGGUAAGUGUUUCUAGUACCAUGGCAUUGAAUAGUUUUUUGUAAAAGAAUAGCACUAUUUUUAUUUUGAAAAAUUUUGUGAUAAAAUGACAUUACAUCGUAUGAUUUUGUUUCUUACAAAUAAAAUUUCUACGACGAAAGUUUAAUGAUAGAAUUGCGUAACACAUGGCUAAUGUAAUGUUAUGCUAUCAGCUCUCUGAGGCAUCAAUACAUGAUAUUCAUGUAUCUUUUGUCAGGGUUAACAGUUGAUCGACACACAAAAGAAGUUAAAAAAUAUGUUGGUCAUAGUUUUAUGGCUAUUGAUGAUUUGAAGUUUAUAGCUUAUAUUAGUAUUAUCAAUGAAAAAAAAAAAACAGAAUUACUCUUGAAUAUGAAAGUACGUUGGUUAACCUUUUUGCAGCAUUGUGGAAUUUCGACAUAAAGAUGAUGCAGAAAAAGCCAUCAAAGAGCUCCAUGGGACAGAAUUUAAAGGAAGGUCCAUCCAUAUACGUGAGGUAAAGCCUGGCAUCCAUAGAGUUUUACUGGUACUUUCUUGAUCACAGUAGUUGUCCCAAAAGUAUUAGGGAUUGGAAUGAUCACAACUAUCUGGACAAAUUUGUGGCCUUAUUCAGACUAAAGUUUCUAUCUCCUCAGUUGUCUAGAUCAUCCAAUCUAGUGUGAGACAACAGUCGACAUAUUGUGAUGCCGUAACUGUUUUCAACAUGAAAUGAAGUCCAAGAAAUUAACACAGAAAUGUUGUACUGAUGACUUUUGAUCGAUCAGAUCUGGGCAGUGCUUCUUAUUAGUCAUGCCGCAAGGGAAAUUUGCUUCAGCCAAUCAGAAGCACCCUUGAGAUCUGGGUAGUGACAUGUCAUUAGUAUGGAAUUUCUGUGCUUGUUUUGCAGAUGCCAUUUUGUGGGGUAACCAAUAUUGCAACAUCGAGAAAUGUCAAUUGUUUUCUUAGGCUACAUCACACCUUGCACCAGAGGCAUUAUUUUAUACUGUACAUACAUUACGCUAACCAAUGCCUAACUGUCUUACAGGAUCGGAUUGAAGAAGAUCGAAGUGACAGACGCAGAACCACAUCAUCCAGGGGAUCAGACCUUGGCAGCAGUUAUGGUAGUGGGCAUGGUGGCAGUAGUCUUGCCCUGGGUGGUAGUGGUGGCAGUGGUGGACCUCUUGGUAAUAUUGGAGGCCUUUUAGGCUUGGGGUUUGGAAACUUCGCUCAAGGAAUUAAUUACAAAACUGAUCCGCUGUCAUGCACAGUUUUUGUCAGUAAUGUAAGUUAAUCAGUUUCACUUUCAAGUAUUUGUUGCUUUCUGCGAUUACUUGGAUUUCUUGUGAUGGGUCUUGCAGAAACAAUGAUAUCAUUUCAAAUGCCCACUAUUUAUGGGAAGCUAGCAGCGAUCAUGGAAACUUGAAACAUUAAAUGAGAACUGUUCAUGUAAUGAUUGAGAAUCCAAAUUGAAAUAGGUCUUUGUGAUUUGCUUUUACUUUACAUUUCGGCUGACUCGGCCUUCUUCAGGAGUACAAUACAAUUUAGGUUUGCACCAACAGUACUUUUUUUAAUGUAGACUGAGUACAUCAUGAUAGGUUAGAACUGUGGCAUGUUUGCAAUUUAUUGGCAGUUGCACAAUAACUGGUAUAGAUAAAGUGAAAGUAAAGAACAAUGAAAUGGAAUCAAAUAGAUAAGACAAAAAGAUAUCAGAAAACAAUGUGGACAAAACUAUUGAUCUACCAAAAAUUCCUGAACUCAAAAAUUAGUUUGAUUUUUUUUGCCCAACAGCUUGACUACAGUGUCACCUGGCAGAGACUUAAAGAUAAAUUCAGAGGAGCUGGUAUGUGACUGUGUGUAUUGCAACUUGAUAAACCUCGUAAAAUAACAAUACUAGUAGACAGUUUUAUAACUUAAAUCUAAACCAUGAAAUAUUAAGAAUCUGUUUAUUAAUCCUCCUUUUAGGGGUAGUGUGCUUGCAAGUUACCAACACCAACUACAUUGGAGCCCCACCUUAUGACGACCUCGUUAUUAUGACCAUAUUCUUUCAAUCCAAACGUAAAACACUUGGUCAUUUUAUUAUUUAUUUUGAAGACCCAGUAAAUUCAAUCACCUCGUUAUUAUGACCAGGAUUUUAUGGCCCAAUGGGGGUCACAUUAAUGGGAUUCCACUGUAGUUCAUGGCUAGAAGACUUGAGAAAAAUUUUCAACCCCUGUUUUUUAAAGGUUUUUAAACUUGCUUGCCCAUAGUGUGUGAUGAAAGCACAACAGUCCAUUGGUUUAAUCCACUUAGAAUGACAGCACUAUCAGACAGGCUUCACUUUUGUCACUCAUGACAGCACAGGGCUGUCAAUAAAGGCUGGGAGCCGGGGAUUUCCUCUGACUUCCAUGAAUAUAUACCCCGGUUAUAGGAAAAUAGAAGAAAGUAGAACCAGAAAAAAUCCCUAACUGCUUAAUUCCCAACCUACUUGUUGUAUUUACCUGGCAACUUGAAAUCUUAGUGGCAGCCCUGCAGCAUGAACCAGCUGCAGUGAUGUUAUUUGCAAAUAACAUACUAACAUACUUACUGGGUGACCCUUAUUUUUCAGGCAAUGUUGUCAGGGCAGAUAUAAAUUUGGACUCAGAUCAUAAAUCCAAAGGUUUUGGUACUGUACAAUUUGAAACGGCAACUGAAGCUAUAAAUGCAGUUUGUAUCCUUUCCAUGAAUACAAAUAAAAUAAAAUAACAUAAAAUAAAUAAUGAUUUGGAGGUAGCACAUCCACAAAGUGGUUCUUCGUCUACCUGAUUCCUGGUCGAAUUGGAAUUUGGAAAUGCUGGUUUUUGAAGAGAGGGGAAAACCGGAGUACCUGGAGAUAAACCUCUUGGAGCAAAGGAGAGAACCAACAACAAUUUCAACCCACACAUGGCGUGGGAGGCGAGCGCUCUCACCACUGCACCAUUCCUUGCUCCCCAAUGAAUGAAUGAAUUAACGCAAUUAAUGUUACAGUGUCUGUUGAUUUCAUCUGUCCACUCAGCUAACCAUCCCUGUUUCAUUAGCUACUAUUUUUAGUCAAACCCUGCUUUACUAACACCCCAUUAUUACAGACAGUUUGCAUUGUCUCUAGGGAUUAAAGAAAGCCCGUACAUUUUCUCUAAAUCUAACCCGCUUAACCCUUUAAGUCCCAAUAGUGGCCAACAUUAAUUUUCUCCUAACAAUAUCCAUACAUUGUCAAGAGAUUAAGUUAUGAGAAUUAAUAAAAUGAUCACCUAAGAGAAAAUGCUUUGAUCUUUUAUCAAUUUCUCUCAACUCAUUCUUUAAGGAAAUAUAUAGAGAUCAGUUUGGAGAAUUUGUAUGUGGAUAUUGGGACUUAAAGGGUUAAUAUGGACACACUUUCUAUGGCCCAUUCAGUGUCUGUGUUAACAGGAUUUGACUGUAUUCCAUUUCCAAUGUUGGUUAAAACAUUUAUUCUUAACUGCAUGCGUAACUUAGCCAUGUUCCAUGGCCAUGUUCUCUGUGACAGAGCUAUGAGUGUAAGAUUGGUAAGUUUACUUGGAUCAAGUUAGAUGUCUGGGAAACUGCCCACCUACCCCUCCCCUAAGCCAACAUUAUCACUUCUCACUUAGGGUAAAAUGUUGGCUUAGGGGAGGGGUAGGUGGGCAGUUUCCUAGAAACCUAAAUUGAUCUGUUUACUUUCACUUUUUUUAAUUUUUCAAUUUAAAGAGGCUGUGUCACAAUAUUUUGAGUCAUUAUUGGAACAAGAUUAUCUUGAGAUAUGAGUAAACCUUAAAAUAUUAGUUCCUCUUUCAAAUGAUUGGUUUGCUUAAGGAUUUAUUCACAGACUCAUAAGGCAACAUUGCAAAACGUCCUUAAGGACGGUAAGAACUAAUGAAUUCAUAGUUUGCAUGUAAGUGAUUACACUUGAAUAUUUUUUCUUACAGAAGCUUGCUUUAAAGUUGUUAAUGGAAAUGUGAGAUAGGUGUCCUCUCACACCUCGUUUUUCUUGUAUUGGUAUUAGUCAUGUUGGUUUGGAUAAAAUAUUUUGUCUUCCCUCCUUUUAAUAAAGGAUCGCAAUGCACCCAUCAUGCAGCAACUUAGCAAUACAGGUCUUAACAACCCAAACAUGAACCGAGGAGGAGCUGGAGCUGGACCAGGGGCCGGCAUGAAUCCCAUGGCGGUGUUACAACUGUUUCAAAGUCUUCAAGGGCUGACUCAGCUGGCCCAGUUAACAAACAAUCUUGGCGGUGGCAGUGGUGGAUUGGGCGCUGCGCUUGGUAAUCUGUCUGGAGGUGGUGGAAUUGGAGGUGUUGGUGGACCUGGAGGGAUACCUGACACUCCUGGCAGCAACCCUCUUGCAGCACUUGGCGGACUGGGAAUGCUUGGAAGCACGUUGCUCGGUGGAGGUGGCAGUAGUGGCGGCGGUGGUGGGAACAUGGGUGGAGGGCUUGGUGGAUCACAUCACAGUGAUGGUGGAACUGCGGGUCGGCAGGUUUUUGUGAGAAAUGUAAGUACUGCUGAUCUAUGAUGUUUAUGUUUGCGAGCGGGGUUUCUAAGGUUCUUGGAAAGGGCAUCAUUUUCAGCCCAGAACAGUUUGAAGAAGUUGCAUAUCUAAGAAUAUCAAAGGUACAUGUAGAGUGGAGAGGUAGCACCAAAUCAUUGGCUAAUUCUGAAAAUGUUGAUUUCAGAAAUCUGUUGUUUCUGGAACAGAUGCAGUGAAAGCCAUAGAGCAUGCUAAGAGUAGUGAAAUGGUACAUCUGAGGGUUCUGUGUACAAAUAUAUCUGAUGUUGUUAAGUUGGAGUUUAAUGUACUUGAGAUCUUGAAAAGGCCAGGAAAGGUCUAUAAUUUAUCUUGAGCAGUGUUCUUGUUUCUUGUUGUAACGUUUGUACUUUUUGGUGAAGUGAUUGCAAAUUAUAUGUAAUAUGAUAAGAAGUGGUUUUACAAUCCACAUUCUUACUGGCCGAGAAGUCUAAAAGUUUUACUUGUCUUCUUGCGCUGGGGGUGCGAUCUUCUUCUUUGGUGAACUGUGGCCUUCGGCUUAAAAUUUCAUCCAUACUCAAUAAGUUAUAACCACCUUGUAGGUGUAUCAUAAUAAACAGUACCACAGGAAAGUACUGCUCAUUAGCUUUCAAUUGAAUGGUCACUCUACUGGAUUUCAUCCACAGAUUCAAAACGUACUACCACCUUGUACAGUGUAAUAAGCAGCAUCACAGGGAAGAACCACUAAGUCGAUUUCUUGUGCAUGGCCAUACAUUAGGGAUUUCCUCCAUAGACUCAAACAUUAGAAGUAAACUUUACACAACAUGGUAAAAGAACGCUUUGAUCGAUUCAUUUGACUGGUCACUUUUUGAGUUGAAGCCCAUCUCAAGUCAAAAUCAGAACUGUAUUCAUGACUGCACAGGAAUGUCUGGUUAUUGAUGAGAAAGGUUAUAACUCUCUGCAUCUGUGGGUUCUGCUCUAUUUUGGAGGGUGGUUUGUUUAAUGUGGGGAUUGGAAUAUUUUAACAGCUUCCUUGGCGUUACACUUGGCAAGACUUAAAGGACAAGUUUAAAGGGGCAGGUAAGUCAGUUAAUCAUAUAAAAGUAUAAAAUAUUAACUAUUGUGAAUUGCUGAUGUCGAUUAUGAUGAAUACUAAUAUCACCAAAUACCAAAAACAUUCAUGGACACGUGCAGCUGAAUCUGAGAGACCUUUUCAUUGACAGACUGAAUUUAUUGGACACCACUUAGUCCGAUUACAAGUAUGAUUACAGACCAAAUUGGACGAAUUGAAGUUUUGUCACCAAUAUUAUCAAUCAUAACUAUGACAACUUUCGAUAAUUUAUGCAUUUCUUUAAAGAAAAAAUGAAAUCCCAGUCUAGAGCAUGUGCACCAUGCCAUAUACUGUCCAAUUUAAUUUAGUCAUGACAUAUACUUUCCUAGUGGUCCGUCCUAUUCAUGAUGAAAUCAGGGCUGCAGAUAGCUAAUUUUGUUAUACUGUAGUUAUGAUUGAUAAUGGUAAUAGGAGUCCAAUUUGGUUUGUAAAUUGUAUGAGUGAUUGACAAAAUCGGACAAUCACAGCAGGAGUUCAACUCAGUGUUUAAUCAUGAGUAUUAUUACGUACUGAAUUGGAUGACAUGAUCAUAUCAUUAAUCAUAAGUAUAACAAAAUGUGUGAUAUUUUAGGCAUUUUAAAAAUUAAAACACAAGAUAUUCGAGAGUUUUUGCUAGCAGUGAAAAACGAAACCAUUCAAGUGCAUGCAUGCGAUGGCUUGUACUGUCCAAUGAGGCAUGACUUUUACUGUCCUAUUGUGCUGAAAUCAGGACAGCUGACAGCAGUCAGAUUUGAGAAUUUUGUCAUUGUUAUGAUGAAGGCAGUUAGUGAUUGAAAUCUUAAUUGCUUUUUUUCCGAUUCAGGGAGAGUUGUGCGUGCAGAUAUUAUGACAGAAUCUAGUGGAAGAUCAAAAGGCUGUGGGACGGUGUUGUUUGAAACUUCUGAGGAUGCAGCCCAUGCAAUAUGUAUCCUUAAUUUUUUGUCAUAA
Molecule: messenger RNA, 8380 nt
Organism: Porites evermanni
Lineage: Eukaryota; Metazoa; Cnidaria; Anthozoa; Scleractinia; Poritidae
Source: the annotation of a GenBank genome assembly